This is a messenger RNA of Nematostella vectensis (starlet sea anemone), 653 nucleotides long. RefSeq names its product solute carrier family 35 member G1-like. Lineage: Eukaryota; Metazoa; Cnidaria; Anthozoa; Actiniaria; Edwardsiidae. Gene Ontology annotation, cellular component: membrane. The transcript has 3 exons. The coding region runs from base 4 to 477 and encodes 157 amino acids. The record is from RefSeq and is a predicted model, not a curated record.
CUGAUGGUAUAUUGUGUGUUUAACUUCGCGUCCAUCUCGGCGAUUUAUGGGGCGUUUACCAUGCUUCCGUUAGGCGAUGCCACGGUGGUGAUAUCCACGACUCCUGUGUUCACCGCGAUUCUGGCGUACCUCGUGUUACUUGAGCCCUGGCACAAGAUGGAUGUCAUCUCUACCGCUAUUUGCUUGUUGGGGGUGGUCCUCAUCACACGACCAACCUUCAUAUUCCACACAGAUUCCUCGAGGGUUCACACGUUCAGUGGCUACAUAGUUGCCCUCCUUGGAGUCAUUCUUCAAUCAGUCACCUUCACCAUGGUGCGAGGUCUCGGCCAGUCUACCAGUUUCCUCACCAACGUUUUCUACUUCGGCUGGUGCAGCGCGCUUCUAUCUGUUAUCUCCAUGUUUGCUUUCCAGAAACCAGUUAUUCCAGAUUGCGGCGCAGCCAGAUGGUCUCUUAUAGCAGUUGGCAAGUGCAUAUAACCUUGACCAGGGAGGAUAUCUGCAUAUCUUCUCUGUUCAUUUUGUAACGGAAAGUAGGGGUUUUCUAAGGAUUUGAUUUUUAUUUUUGUCUUAAUAUAUUCUUUAUAUAAUUGUAGAACUUCUACUUAUAUUUUCAAUAUUUUGAAUUUGUUAUUAAAGGAGUUUUUGGUUUUUCA